AUGGAGGGCCGCCAAAGCACAGGAAGCCCACUUUCACCGCUCGCCUCGCACUACGAGAUAGACGAUUGGGUGUGGCACAAAGACGACAGGGAGGGCUACCGCCGUUCUCGUGUCCUGAGUGUGGACAACUUUCGGGACUCCAUCAUCGUGGCUGCUGAUGGCCCGAGCGGUGCGUCUCAGGCCGUUCGCAAGAGCGAUGUCCGCCCCUUCUACGAUGUGGGCGAGGAGCGCACUUUCCAGGACUGCACGGAGAUGGUGCAUUUGGACGAUGCAAACAUCUUGGACAACUUGCGCAAGAGGUACUCCAAAGACGAGAUCUACACCUACACCGCCAACGUCCUACUCGCGGUGAACCCUUACAAGAGCGUUCGUCGCCUCUAUUCUCGCGAGGAGAUGGAGAAGUACUGGGGCAAGAACCCAGGCUCCCUCCCUCCUCAUCCAUAUGCCAUCGCGGACGUGGCAUAUCGACGCAUGCAGCGGAAUCGCAAGAACCAGGCUUUGGUGAUCAGCGGUGAGAGCGGUGCGGGAAAGACGGAGACAGCCAAGAUCACGAUGCACUACCUCACCUCCAUGUCCAGGACUGAUGUGGAGCAUGGAAACAAGAUCCAAGAGAAGAUUGUCAAGGCGAACCCCAUCUUGGAAUCGUUCGGCAACGCCUCCACGGUGAUGAACAUGAACUCUUCUCGGUUUGGAAAGUACAACGAAAUGAUGUUCGACCGGGUCGGUUCUCUGGUGGGUGCGGGGAUCAAAACCUUCCUCUUGGAAAGUUCUCGUGUUGUCUUUCAACAGCACGGCGAGAAGAAUUACCAUGUCUUCUAUGAGCUUCUGGCUGGCAUGGAUGAGGAGUUCUUGGACAGGCUGAUGCUCGAACGGGAAGAGAGCUACAAGCUGCUACACUCCAGCGGAACCCCUCCUUUGCAAGACGGCUCGCCUGAAACACAGCGACUGGCUAAACAGUUCGAGGAGCUCAAGUAUGCACUGUCUCUCUUUAUCAAUGAGGAGGAGCAG
Messenger RNA from Symbiodinium necroappetens, 1008 nucleotides. The record is from the annotation of a GenBank genome assembly. NCBI's taxonomy places the organism in Eukaryota, Dinophyceae, Suessiales, Symbiodiniaceae.